AGCGCCUCGCCGGAGGAGCACGAGGAGUCUGAGCUCGGGUGAUCGGCAGCAUGAUCGCGGCGCGCUGUCUCCGGGCGGCAGCUGUGUGCUCUCAUCGCUCGUUACAGCGGAAUGUGUUCAGCAACACACGGACAGAGACGCAGAGGCUCUCUCCAGCAGCUCAGCGCUCCAGCAGCGGGCCUCCAGCCGCAGGCUGGGUUCAGGAGUUUGACGUGGCUCUGCUGGUGUCGGUCCUGAAGCAGGAGAACGCCUCGGACGUCUGUGUGAUCAGAGUCCCGCCGGAGCUCAAAUACACCGACCACAUGAUCAUCGUGAGCGGAUCCUCACCGCGACACCUCAGCGCCAUCGCAGAGCUCCUGCUCAAAACAUUUAAGUUCCUGCGGAAGGACAAGGAGCCGCACGUACGGCUGGAGGGGAGAGACUGCGACGACUGGAAGUGCAUCGACUUCGGACCGAUGGUGCUUCACCUCAUGCUGCCGGACACCAGACAGAUGUAUGAGCUGGAGAAGCUGUGGACGCUGCGCUCGUAUGACGAACAGCUGAAGCGCAUCCCGCCGGAAACACUUCCCUCAGACUUCAUCUACGACAUCAAACCCACGUGAGCCACGACCCGCUGCUCACAGACUGACGUCGCUGAUGAUCAAUGUAGAAAAAUCAACACUGGCUUCAUAUUGAACAAGGACAAGUCGUCUGAAAUAUCAAGUUUUGAGCUGCUAAUUUUGAAUAAAAUGAGUC
This is a messenger RNA of Sinocyclocheilus grahami, 735 nucleotides long. RefSeq names its product mitochondrial assembly of ribosomal large subunit 1 (gene malsu1). The transcript has 4 exons. The record is from RefSeq and is a predicted model, not a curated record. Gene Ontology annotation, molecular function: ribosomal large subunit binding. Gene Ontology annotation, cellular component: mitochondrion. Lineage: Eukaryota; Metazoa; Chordata; Actinopteri; Cypriniformes; Cyprinidae. Gene Ontology annotation, biological process: negative regulation of translation; negative regulation of ribosome biogenesis. Bases 51 to 602 code for a protein of 183 amino acids.